Coccidioides posadasii C735 delta SOWgp is the source of this 3007-nucleotide messenger RNA. It is a transcript of the gene ACO1, whose product is annotated as Aconitate hydratase mitochondrial. Gene Ontology annotation, molecular function: aconitate hydratase activity; 4 iron, 4 sulfur cluster binding. Gene Ontology annotation, cellular component: cytosol; mitochondrion. Gene Ontology annotation, biological process: tricarboxylic acid cycle. The record is from RefSeq and is a predicted model, not a curated record. Lineage: Eukaryota; Fungi; Ascomycota; Eurotiomycetes; Onygenales; Onygenaceae.
AAAUCGUUUCUCCAGAGCAAUUCCCCUUCUCAUCCCUCUAUUCCUCCUCCAUCAAAGGCCUUCGUCGAGUAGCUGAGAUUGCCUCGACAUUGGAUGUGCCACGAACAACUGUUUUAGACCACUUGCCUAGGAAUCCGAAGUCAUGAUCAGCACUAGGCUCACUCGUGUGGGUGCUUUGGCAUCCAAAUCUCGCCUCCUCCUUGGAGCGCGGGGUAUGGCCACUGUCGCUGAUUCUCCGCUUGACAAGAAGGUCGAGAUGACCAAUUGGGAGAAGGGUAACCACAUUAACUAUAAAAAGAUGGCCGAGAACUUGGACAUUGUCCGAGCUCGUCUGAAUCGCCCCCUUACUUACGCGGAAAAGAUUCUCUAUUCCCAUCUUGAUGACCCACACGGUCAGGAGAUUGAGCGUGGAAAGUCCUACCUGAAGCUGCGACCGGAUCGCGUUGCCUGUCAGGAUGCCACAGCCCAGAUGGCCAUCUUGCAGUUCAUGUCAGCUGGCAUGCCCUCAGUCGCUACCCCAACCACCGUGCACUGCGACCACUUGAUUGAGGCUCAGCUUGGAGGAGAUAAGGAUCUUGCCAGAGCCAACGAGAUCAAUAAGGAAGUCUACAACUUCCUUUCCUCUUCCUGCGCAAAAUAUAACAUUGGAUUCUGGAAGCCCGGCUCCGGUAUUAUCCAUCAGAUUCUUCUCGAGAACUACUGCUUCCCCGGUGGUCUGAUGAUCGGUACCGACUCUCACACUCCUAACGGUGGUGGUCUCGGUAUGGCUGCUAUUGGUGUUGGUGGUGCUGAUGCCGUCGACGUCAUGGCGGGACUUCCAUGGGAACUGAAGGCCCCCAAGGUUAUUGGUGUGAAGCUCACUGGUGAAUUGUCCGGAUGGACUGCUCCAAAGGAUAUCAUCCUGAAGGUCGCUGGUAUCCUCACCGUCAAGGGUGGAACUGGUGCUAUCAUCGAAUAUCACGGUCCUGGUGUUGACUCUCUGUCCUGCACUGGUAUGGGUACCAUCUGUAACAUGGGUGCCGAAAUCGGUGCUACUACCUCCGUUUUCCCCUUCAACGAGCGCAUGUAUGAUUACCUGAAGGCCACGAAGCGUCAAGCUAUCGGUGACUUUGCUCGCACAUACUCCAAGGGUCUUCGUGAGGACGAGGGUGCCGAAUAUGACCAGCUCAUUGAAAUCAACCUGAGCGAGCUUGAGCCUCAUAUCAACGGUCCUUUCACUCCAGAUCUGGCCACUCCUAUCUCCAAGUUCAAGGAGGCCGUCAAAGCCAACGGUUGGCCAGAGGAGUUGAAGGUUGGUCUUAUCGGAUCUUGCACCAACUCUUCCUACGAGGAUAUGUCCCGCGCAGCUUCCAUCGCCCGUGAUGCCUUGAACCACGGACUCAAGGCCAAGUCUCUUUUCACUGUUACCCCCGGAUCCGAGCAGAUCCGCGCCACCAUCGAGCGUGAUGGUCAGCUGAAGACUCUCGAGGAGUUCGGAGGUGUCAUUCUUGCCAAUGCUUGCGGCCCUUGCAUCGGUCAGUGGGAUCGUAAGGACGUCAAGAAGGGCGAGAAGAACUCCAUCAUCUCCUCCUACAACCGAAACUUCACUGGACGAAAUGACGCCAACCCUGCCACCCACGCUUUCGUCACCUCGCCCGACCUUGUUGUUGCCCUGACCGUUGCCGGCACCCUCAACUUCAACCCACUCACCGAUACCCUGAAGGGCGCGGAUGGAAAGGAAUUCAAGCUUGCUCCUCCCACUGGUGAAGGUCUCCCAGCUAGGGGCUACGAUCCUGGCCGUGACACCUACCAGGCCCCACCCCAGGACAGAGCCUCGAUUCAGGUUGCCGUUUCUCCAAGCAGUGACCGCCUCCAGGUUCUCCAGCCUUUCAAACCCUGGGAUGGAAAGGAUGCCAAGGGCAUCCCAAUCCUGAUCAAGGCUCAAGGAAAGACCACCACCGACCAUAUCUCCAUGGCCGGCCCCUGGUUGAAAUACCGUGGUCACCUUGACAACAUUUCCAACAACAUGCUUAUCGGUGCUGUGAAUGCCGAGAACGGAGAAACUAACAAUGUCAAGAACUUCCAGACCGGAGAAUACGCCGGUGUUCCCGAUACUGCCCGUGCUUAUAAGGCUAAGGGCAUUAAAUGGGUUGUGAUUGGUGACUGGAACUACGGUGAAGGUAGCUCCCGAGAACACGCUGCUCUUGAACCCAGACAUCUUGGUGGUCUUGCCAUCAUCACCCGAAGCUUCGCCCGUAUUCACGAGACCAACCUCAAGAAGCAAGGAAUGUUGCCUCUCACCUUCACUGAUCCCGCCGACUACGACAGAAUCCCACCAACCGCAACCGUCGACCUCAUGUGCACUGAGCUCGCUGUCGGCAAGCCUAUCACCCUCCGUGUCCACCCCAAGGAUGGCAAGCCAUUCGAUGUCUCAUUGUCCCACACCUUCAACGAGUCUCAACUCCAGUGGUUUAAGGACGGAAGCGCUCUCAACACCAUGGCCAAGCAGAGAGCAUAAACGUUGAGCCCGAAGCGGUUUCGAACUUUCGGCUCUUGUUGCGGGGUUUCGAGUCACAACGUGCUAUAUGAUACCAGUUUCCGGUCCUCAGGUGGUCACUUGUCACUAAAAUGACCACUAUUGGUAGGAGUGGUGUUACCUAGCAAUUGAGGGCCGUAAAUUAUGACCAAAAAGGGUGCAUCUUUCAAACCCCCCGGAAAUGUAUGUUUGCUUAUUCUGCCUUGGCGUACGGAGGACGUGCAAUUGGGGGGUAAUCAUUUUUUCACCCUAGAGACGAUUUGAUUGUUGUGCAACAAUAUAGAGCCCGGGUGGAAAAAAGAAAGAAUGUUUUGCAGGCUAUCCCUUCAUGUUCACUUUUUGGGGUUUCAUCGGUGUCCCACAUUUGUAUAUACUGUUUGUCUUUUGUCUUCUGAUGUUUCUAUUUUUCUGAUCAGCCCUUAAAAAUGUCGUCUACGAUGUUCAAUUCAUUGUACAAUUACGUCUUCUGAAAACCUUCCUUUACGAGUUUGU